Molecule: messenger RNA, 2286 nt
Organism: Heterostelium album PN500
Lineage: Eukaryota; Evosea; Eumycetozoa; Acytosteliales; Acytosteliaceae
Exons: 7
Coding region: 1-2286 (761 amino acids)
Molecular function (GO): tRNA-guanosine(34) queuine transglycosylase activity
Source: RefSeq, a predicted model, not a curated record
AUGUCAUUGUCAUUCAAUAUAGAUCAACAAGAUGGAUUGGCAAGAACUGCCAAUUUGUUAGUAAACAACAAAUCGAUUGCAACACCAAACAUUUUAUUCUAUACAAAACAAGGAAGUGUCGAUAAUCUCACUAAAGAUCUAUUAAAUAACCUACCUUUUCAAUCUACUCAUCUAUUAUCAAUGUUAUAUUCUGAUGUAGCACAAUUUACAGAUGUUUUAGAGAAAUAUGGUAAGGGUGCACACAAGUUUUUGAGUGUAGAUGAACAUUUGCUGUUCUUGUCACUUCGUGACUCUAUGACAUACCAAGAGACUUCGUUCAACGAGACAGGCUUCAAUACAACCUCUAGAAAAGGAAACAAACGUAUUGCCAACCAAGAAUACGUAAACACUCUCAAACACAUUCGACCAGACAUCAUUUCGUCACUCUCAUUCGACAUUCCAUUCAGCUCUUCACAAAAGAAACUUACCAAACAAUUGGCACUCUCUUCAUCAUCAUUAGAUUCAAUCUUAAAAGAUCAAUCAUUAGAUCAUUCAUCUAUAUUCGCAAGUAUACAUGGUAGUAAAUCAGAGGAAUCAGUUAUGAAGUCGAAUAAGGAGAUUGCAGCAAAGGAUGUCGGUGGAUUUAUCUUGUCGAAUUUUGGUACCAAUGAAUCGGUGGAGGAACGUGAGCAACAGAUUCCAAAGCUGAUCGAGUUGCUUCCAGCACAGAAACCGAGAUUGAUCACUGGACUCGGUAGUCCAGAGGAGGUGUUGUUCUUAGUGGAGAACGGUAUCGAUCUAGUCAAUACUUCAUAUCCAUUCAAAGUUACCGAAUGGGGACACGCAUUGACAUUUGAAUAUAAACUUGAUAAACUACAGCAACAACAACAACAACAACAAUCAUCAACAUCUACACCGAACAAACCAAACAAAAUCAAUCUUUGGGAUGCUAAAUACGUCAUCGAUAUGACACCAAUCGUCGAAGGAUGUCAAUGCUUCACCUGUAAAAACCACACUAAAGCAUACAUCCAUCAUUUAAUGAACACACAUGAGAUGUUAUCACAAGUUUUAUUAACAAUUCAUAAUCUUUCACAUUAUUUAGGAUACUUUGAAGAAUUGAGAAAUGUCAUCAAACAAAAACAAAUGAAACUCUACAAAGAUUUAUUCAUUCAACAAAGAGAGAUUAACGAUGAUGGUGUAAGAUUCAAAUGCAAGGUUUGUAAGGAUUUCGAACUUUGUUAUCCUUGCUUUGACGAUGGCAUAGAAACUGAUUUUCAUAAUGGUAGUCAUCCAAUGGAUGCCUUGGCAACUGAUAAAAAUGCUUAUUAUUUUGAAGAGGAUGAGGUGGAUGAUGAUGAAAUGUUGGAUAACGAAGAUUAUAAUGUCGACGAUGACGAAGACGAAGAUUCUGAGGAAGAAGAAGAAGGCGAUGGAGGUAUUGAUUUGUCAGACCUAGAGGAAAUCGAUGCAACUCUGAGUAAACUCUUCCAAAAUCUCAGUUCGGCCACCUUCAAAUGUCCUUAUUGCAAUCAUACUGGACUUACAGAGUCUGCACUCAUCGAUCACUGCAUGGAUAAUCAUCAAGGUGACAGAAAACAAGUGGUCUGUCCAAUAUGUUCAUCUAAACCCGGUGGUGAUCCCAAUUACGUUAGUAAAGGUUUCAUAGGUCAUUUAGGUCUAAGACAUUCAAAGUCAAAUAAGAAUCCAGCAGCAGAUGAUUUUGUAAAGAGUGCAGAUCUAUUGGCAACUUUGUUUGGUAUUACACCGAGUGCUCUUUCGAAUAUCUUGAGAAAGGACAAUAUCGAUAGUUCGGCACUGCUAAAAGAGAGAAGAAUCGUUGGUUCGAGUGGCGACAGCAAAACGAUUCAACCGACACUCACCUUUAAUCUCAAAGGAGUGGCGGCUUCACAGUCACAGCAAUCCUCUGUAGAUGCAUUAGAUUCUUUUAGUUCAAGUUCUAUCUUUUCUCCAGCACAAAAGGCAUCAAUUGAUUCCAUUACCAAUAGUAAUAACAAUGAUAAUAGUAGUAGCGAUAACAACAACAACCAAUCGAAUGAGGGAGACGCUUCGAAACAACAUUCAACUUCACAGGCCGGUAGCGACAACAACAGCACCAGCAGCAACAACAACAACAACAACAAAAACAACAACCAGAGUCAAUCAAAGAAAAUUCAAAUCAAUGAGACUAACCUUUCACCAAAGGAAAUCGAGAGCACCAAAGAAAACGUUCUAAAGAGUAUAUUCGUUCAAGAUCUACUUUAUUCAGCGAUCUUUUCAAGUUCAUUGUCAACAAAAGAAAAGAGUUAA